Messenger RNA from Gadus macrocephalus (Pacific cod), 2994 nucleotides. It is a transcript of the gene tmeff2a, whose product is annotated as transmembrane protein with EGF-like and two follistatin-like domains 2a. The coding region runs from base 839 to 1876 and encodes 345 amino acids. Gene Ontology annotation, molecular function: protein binding. The transcript has 9 exons. The record is from RefSeq and is a predicted model, not a curated record. Lineage: Eukaryota; Metazoa; Chordata; Actinopteri; Gadiformes; Gadidae.
AGAGAGAGAGAGAGAGAUUGGCAGAGGGAGCUAGAAAGAGAGAGAGAGCGCGCGAAAAGGGAGGGAGAACGGGAGAACGGGAGAAACGGGGAGAACGGGAGCGCAGAACACAAACCACGCCGCGCCUCCGAACGCAGCGCACCGCCAGCGGACCGCGCGCUCGUCCAGUGAGCUCGAGUGGAUCUUACCAUUACAGACGCAUCCGCAGCGCCUCCGUCUGCACAGCCUGUCGCGGGGUCUAUUUUUUGGGUUCAAAUUAUUUCAGUUUAACAGUACUCCACUCCUCCCUCCGUUAUACCCCUUUUCUGUUUGAUUUCCUCCUCUCCUCCUACCGCUCCUUCCUCUCCUCCUCCUCCUCCUCCUCCGAGAGCAUCCUCCUCCCAGCUGUGUUUAGCCUCACCUUCCCUGCCCGUUCUCCCCUCGCUCUAUCCCGGCUAACUUUUCCACCCUACUCCAUCCCACACAAACCUCCUCCAUUGCUCAAAAAAAAGAAACUACCACCAACACAACCCUGCUCCUGGGAACUCGGACGCGUUCUUCACCGUUCUUCUUCUCUUUUUCUAUCGCGGCGGUCUCAUCUAGGAUCGGGCGGAACCCCCCGUUCCCGGGCCAGCACAGGACGGCACUUCAUGGGGCACACAUUCUCGCGCGGAAAAUGCUCCUCUCUCCGUCUCUAGUCGUCACCCCGUUGCUGGAACUGCCCGCGUCGGGAUCGCAAUCGGAGUUGACAGUGCACGACUACGUCUUAUUCUCCCUCUCCUUCUUCUCCUCCGCCUCCACCUCUUCCUCGUCCUUUUCCCGCCUGGCCCGGCUGUCCUGCCGUCGGGGCCAGUGAGCCAUGGGUCUGCUCACGGCGGCGGAGUCUCCCCCCCGGGAGCCUCGCGCGCUGCGGCGGUGGCGGCGGACGGCGGGGAGCUGGGUGUGGAUCACCCUGGUCUCCGUCCUCGCCAGUUUACCUGUGGAGCAGCUGUGCGCAUUCCCGUCCUCCCUGAGCGACUGCCAGACGCCCACCGGCUGGAACUGUUCCGGUUUCGAUGAUCGGGACACAGACCUGUUCUUGUGCGACACAAACACGUGCAAGUUCGACGGAGAGUGCCUCCGCAUCGGUGACACCGUCACGUGUAUCUGUGAUUUCAAGAAUAACUGUUUCCCCUCCUUCACAGAUGCUGGCUCGGGAUCAGGAGAUGAAGGGGGAGAGGGGUCUGCGGAGGCCGGACAGAAGGAAACGUCCACCUGUGACAUCUGCCAGUUCGGGGCCGAGUGUGAUGUUGAUGCAGAGGACGUGUGGUGUGUGUGCAACAUCGACUGUUCACACACCAACUUCAACCCGGUGUGUGCGUCAGACGGGCGUUCCUAUGACAACCCGUGUCAGGUGAAGGAGGCGUCGUGUCAGAAGCAGGAGCACAUCGAGGUGAAGCACCUUGGCCACUGUCAAGUCAUCUCUCCCGGGAGCAAAGCUGGGGAUGGACAUUACGCCAGGACAGACUCCACAGUGGACAAGACAGACCCGAGGAACGACCUGGCCAGGGGUCUCUACAUCCCCUGUCCCGACCACUUCAAGAACUACUGCGUCCACGGAGAGUGUCAGUACCCCAGUAUCCAGGCGCAGCCUUCCUGCAGCUGCCACUCAGGCUUCAGCGGGCCCCAGUGUGACAGUAAGGAGUACAACGUGAUGUAUGUGGUCCCCGGCUCAGGGAAGCUGCGCUACGUCCUCAUCGCCUCCAUCAUUGGAGCGCUGCAGGUGGCCAUCAUCUGUGUGGUGGUGCUGUGCAUUACCAGGAAGUGUCCGCGGACCAAUCGCAUCAACCGCCAGAAGCAGAACAACGUGCACUACAGCACGGAGAACACCAUGCGCGCCUCGACGCGGCUCAUCUGACUGGACGGCUCACAUGCACACACACACACGCACACACAGACACACGGACACGAGACGCACGCGCACACGGACACGGCGAGGAGGGUGAAGACGAAUCAAGACCACCCUUCGCCCCCUCCCCCCCACCCCCUCCCUGCCUUUCACCUCGUCUGGGCCUUAGAUGUACUUUUCCCCCCUCCCUCUCUCUCAAGUCAAGUCAACCCAAUAGAGGUUUAUUAGGAGCCCCCCCCCCCCCCCCCCCCCCCCCCCACCUCCUCUCUCUUCUUUCUGGGCUGUCGUACCUUUCGUAUCAGAACAACAAGCGGGCGGGGGAGGGGCUGUAGCGGGGCGGAGCUCCGCAGCGGCUGACCUCACAUGCGGAUGACAUCAUCAACAGUCGCCAAGCACCUUGAGACGCCCCUCCCCCCCGCCCCCCCAAGCCUCGCCCAUCACCCUCAUACCCACCCACCUCACCCUGUCCACCCAGGGCUUCCAGAAAUACUGAACUAUGGGAUCCUGGGAAGGAAGUGAGGGAGAGGAGAGGGGGGGGGGAGGAUUCUGAAUUAGAUAAGCGUGUUUUCAAUGUGUGUGUGUGUGUGUGUGUGUGUGUGUGUGUGUGUGUGUGUGUGUGUGUGUGUGUGUGUGUGUUUGCGUGUGAGUGCACGAAAUGUUUGCACGGUGUGUGUCUGUGUGUGUGUGUGUGUGUGUGUGUGUGUGUGUGUGUGAUGGCCAUAGGGGUGUUACAGUAGAAGCAGGUUGAUUGUUCAUUCACAGACGAGUGCGGACACGUUCAUUGAGGUAGUUCAAAGAGUGGGAAUGUUUGCGUGUUUGAACGUGGGUGUAUGCUUGUGUGUGUGUGUGUGUGUGUGUGUGUGUGUGUGUGUGUGUGUGUGUGUGUGUGUGUGUGUGUGUGUGUGUGUGUGUGUGUGGAUAAGAGGGGGUGGGGGGGGGGGCCACACGUGAUGCCUUGCACCUUGUGUUUAGAAGACCCUUGACGGGGGGGCCCAGUGAUGUUAGCCGGCCCUCUGUCUGCUUAGAGCAAGAGGAGUGAACUAUACUGGGUUCUAUUUCCAAUAGUUAUUACAUUGUCUUGAUGGGGUCUUUUUCUGUAAAUGUAAAUAAAUAAUUUAUAUCACGAA